Messenger RNA from Schizophyllum commune H4-8, 615 nucleotides. RefSeq lists its product as uncharacterized. The record is from RefSeq and is a predicted model, not a curated record. The transcript has 2 exons. Lineage: Eukaryota; Fungi; Basidiomycota; Agaricomycetes; Agaricales; Schizophyllaceae. The coding region runs from base 1 to 615 and encodes 204 amino acids.
AUGCCGCGCUUGCGCAAGCUCUGCCUGACGUUCUUCUCCAUGCGGCCUAUCAACGCGGCGACCAAGGCGUACCUUCGUGGCCUGAAGACGGUCGAGCAUCUGCACCUCACGCACUCACCGGGUGAUUUCAUCGUGCCGCUAUCGAGCGCACAUAUGGCACCCAUGAGCCGAAGGCGGUCUAUAACGGCGCUGCAGGACAUGAGCAUGGCCGAUGUAAGAGAUGUCCUGAACGGAACGACGACACCAGCGGAAGACUUGCUCUUUCCCGAGCUGCACACCGUCUCCCUCAACACACUGAAAGCCUCCGAUGUCGCCUGGCUGUGCAAUCUCGUCGCCGUACGCGCUCCGCGAAUCCGCACGGUCCAGCUAUCUUCCUCCGCGAUGCGGCACCUCGAGGGCAGCCUGCGACGACGCGGGGACAAGAUCGAAACAUCGCCUCUAACGGUGCUGGGUAGUCGAAGGCAUGCGGAGGACGUGCAGCUUCCGAAGGAUGUGGGAAGGUGGCUGAGGGAAAGGGUGCGGGUGGAGGCUGAGGAAGAGCAUAGGGAAGGUCUCCAUCAGCUUUCGCGGGACGUGGUUGAUGGGAUUGGAAUCACGCAGGAGUUUACUUUGUGA